Messenger RNA from Saprolegnia parasitica CBS 223.65, 753 nucleotides. RefSeq lists its product as hypothetical. Bases 1 to 753 code for a protein of 250 amino acids. NCBI's taxonomy places the organism in Eukaryota, Oomycota, Saprolegniomycetes, Saprolegniales, Saprolegniaceae. The transcript is spliced from 3 exons. The record is from RefSeq and is a predicted model, not a curated record.
AUGAGCGACGCGGAAGUGCUCAUGGCUUCCGUGUUCCCGCAUUUGUUCAUGCUUGACAAAGGUACGACCGAAAUCGUCGUGGUUAGUUACAGCUCGGCACGUGCUACCAACAAGGCGCACGACAUGCAACGCCAGGGCAAGACGCCGGCACGCAAGGCCAUCGACACGAAAGAGAACGCUAUCACGGGCAAGAAGCCGCGCAUUGACGCUUCGAGCAUCAACAUACUUCCAGCAAAGCGUCGCACGAAAGGCCUCAUGCUCCAGCUCAGCAACAUCUACACCAUCACGAAUGCGCUGGUCUGUAACCACGACGAUUUCGGUCGUAUAUUCGACCCGCACCUCCACUUUGCCAUCCGAUUCUACAACGCCACCAUCGUCCGCUCGGUCGACGACGACUCUACCAUCCCGGAGAUCGAUGUCUCCGCGACCAUUGCAACGCUGCCAACGAUACCCGCGUUCGAAGUCAUCGAAAUCGUUGGCAUCGUUGCAAUGGUCACGGAGAUACCCGCGUUCGAAGUCAUUGAAAUCGUUGCAAUGGUCACGAAGACAUCGAUCUCUGGGAUGGUAGAGUCGUCGUCGACCGAGCGGACGAUGGUGUCGUUCAUGAAUAAAUGCGGGAACACGGAAGCCAUGAGCACGUCGUUUCGGUCCAACUCGCAAAUUGGGUCGUCGUCGCUCGUCACGACAGCCACCAACGGGUCGCUGGCGCCUGGGCAUCUUCGCUCGUACCACCAGUUUGCGGCCACCGGGUGA